This is a messenger RNA of Oncorhynchus keta (chum salmon), 2793 nucleotides long. RefSeq names its product F-box protein 4 (gene fbxo4). Gene Ontology annotation, molecular function: protein binding. The record is from RefSeq and is a predicted model, not a curated record. Gene Ontology annotation, cellular component: SCF ubiquitin ligase complex. The coding region runs from base 149 to 1315 and encodes 388 amino acids. The transcript has 7 exons. Gene Ontology annotation, biological process: protein polyubiquitination; SCF-dependent proteasomal ubiquitin-dependent protein catabolic process. NCBI's taxonomy places the organism in Eukaryota, Metazoa, Chordata, Actinopteri, Salmoniformes, Salmonidae.
GUGGGCGAACUGCCAACUACAAGAAACGUCAGCUUUGUUGUCAACUUCACUUUUCGCCGUACUUAGCACCCUAUUUGAGCUUUUAUAAAUGUUUAGCACAUAGAGGACAGCGCAAACGCAUUAUCAUUCUUACCAAAUCAAAAGCAAGAUGUCAGGGAAAAGUCAGAGCGACGAAUCUGUAGUUAUACGAAGUCUCAGACAUUUCCGAGAGAAGUACUUCAAUGCAAGGAAAAACGUCAGUGAUCAGGCGCAUGCAGCAGAAGUCACCAGUGAAGAUGCACCGCCGGGCUUUUUGGACUGUUUACCCGUGGACCUACAGUUCCUGAUCAUGACCCUGCUGUCUCCUGUGGACCUCUGUCGUCUGGGGGCCACUAGUAGCUACUGGAGGGCUAUGGUCAGAGACCCCUUACUAUGGAGAUACUUUCUGGUCAGGGACAUGCCUAAAUGGUCCACCAUCAACCAUGUGACCAUGCCCCGGUUAGAGGCCUUACACACCCCUCUGUGUGGGGGGGAGAAGGAGAUGGAGGAGCCAGGUCAUGACUUCAUGACAGAUUAUCUAAAGGGCUACCCAGCCUGCAGACAGCAAUGGUUUCCCCAGAGGCCGCCAUACAGCGUUGUGACUUCCUUCCUCCAGUCGCUGGUGCCCACCGCCACUGAGCCGCGCUACGCCAUGUUUGGCCCCGGCAUGGAACAGCUGGAUGUCUCCAUGGUGACCAAGCUCAUGCACACCCCAGAUGUGCUCCUUGUAGCAGGGAUACCCCAGAGACAGAUCAAUGGUAUUGGAUCUGGGAUUAGUUACGUGUACAAAAACCAGCACAAAUUCAACAUUCUGACUCUCUACUCAACCAACAGGGCAGAGAGGGAGAGAGCCCGCAUGGAACAGCAGAGUGUCAGCAACAAACUCUUCAUCCAGGAGGGAAGGGACCAAUCAGGACACCCACAUUUUAGCCCCACCCCUCAGGUCCAGGAAGUGUGUCAGGCGGUGGAUGGGUUCAUUUAUGUGGCCAACGCAGAGCCAGGAAGAGGUGAUGAUGGGGAGGUGGAGUGGGCUCAGAUCCAGGCGUUGGUGGACCCUGCCUUAGGCUCAUCCUCCAGACCCCUCCUGGUCCUGUCCUGUGUGUCCAGAGAGGAACCAGACCAGAUCAGAACCACCAGCUCCAAUAGUACCAGAACCCCCUGUGUGGAUAUGGCUCAGAGACUCUGCCUGCCCAUGUUGCCCAACCCCUGGAUGGUUCAGGACACAGUAGCAGAGUCUCUGUCUGGUGUCUUAGAUGGGAUCUCCUGGCUGCUGGGGUGUUCUGGUCUCAGGCUGUAACUACCUGUCCAAGGAAAAACCUUCAGGACCGAAACAACACACUAAAGAACCGGCACAAAUGCUUCUGAAGGAAUGUUUUCCCUCUGAUGUGCCUUGUUUCAAUGAAUCACAUAAAACAAGUUAUUAUUGGGUAAAUAAUACAGUGUAUUGUUUUUUGCCAAUAGUGGGUUGUACACAAAUAAAACAUACGUUUUAACUGUAGCUAUGGUACUGUAAUUAAUAUUACAAAGAUUAAUGAAUGGUUUUGAUAUUACUACUACUGUGUAUUUUAGAAUCGUAUUGAAUUAUAUUUUUUUGUACCUUUUUAUUUAGGGAAAUCAUGCAGUUAUUCAUCUGUUUCUUUCAUAUAAUUGAUGGAAUUGUAUACUACGAAAUGUGCAUUGUUUUAUUUUCUUUAAUUAUUCAUAUGGUUAUUUACCCCUCUAUAAGUUGUUAUAAGGGAACUGAAAAUACAUGCAUGUGUAUGUACCUCAGUGAAGUGUUGUUUCUUUCAGGACUGUGAGUUUGGAGUACAUGUGGAAUAGUCCACUGUUUACCAAAUGGUGUGCUGUGGCCGAUUUUGUUUUUGGUUGUUGUUAAAGACCACGUUUUGUUUAUUCAUUGUGUCAAAGUAGAAUUCCAAAAGCUUUUGGUGGGUCACAGCACAGAAACAUUGGUGAGCUGAAUGUGUGGAACAGACAGGCAUUUGCUCUGUAGUUCAUCUUAUUUGUCUAAAGUGGCUUCCAACCCUUUUAAUUUCUUCCUUUAUCUGCACCAAUGUGUAUAUAUAUAUAUAUAUAUAUAUAUAUACUAUAUAAUUCAAAAGUUUGGGGUCACUUAGAAAUGUCCUUGUUUUUGAAAGAAAAGCAUUUUUUUUUGUCAAUUAAAAUAAUAUCAAAUUGAUCAGAAAUACAGUAUAGACAUUGUUAAUGUUGUAAAUGACUAUUGUAGCUGGAAAUGGCAGAUUUUUAAUGGAAUAUCUACAUAGGCAUACAAAGGCCCAUUAUCAGCAACCAUCACUCCUGUGUUCCAACGGCACGUUAUGUUAGCUAAUCAAAGUUGAUCAUUUUUAAAGGCUAAUUGAUCAUUAGAAAACCAUUUUGCAAUUAUGUUAGCACAGCUGAAAACGGUUGUUUUGAUUAAAGAAGGAAUAAAACUGUCCUUUAGACUAGUUGAGAAUCUGGAGCAUCAGCAUUGUGGCAAAAUGGCUUAAGGACAACAAAGUCAAGGUACUGGAGUGGCCAUUACAAAGCACUUACCUCAAUCCUAUAGAAACUUUGUGGGCAGAACUGAAAAAGCGUGUGUGAGCAAGGAGGCCUAAACACCUCACUCAGUUACACCAGCUCUGCCAGGAGGAAUGGGCCAAUAUUCACCCAACUUAUUGUGGGAAGUUUGUGGAAGGCUCCCCGAAGUUAAACAAUUUCACUCAAUUAGAUUGUUUAUGUAAACUUCUAUCCCACUGGGAAUGUGAUUAAAGAAAUAAAAGCUGAAAUAAAUCA